Marmota monax (woodchuck) is the source of this 7480-nucleotide messenger RNA. RefSeq names its product LCK proto-oncogene, Src family tyrosine kinase (gene Lck). NCBI's taxonomy places the organism in Eukaryota, Metazoa, Chordata, Mammalia, Rodentia, Sciuridae. The record is from RefSeq and is a predicted model, not a curated record. Gene Ontology annotation, biological process: innate immune response; cell surface receptor protein tyrosine kinase signaling pathway; T cell differentiation. Gene Ontology annotation, cellular component: extrinsic component of cytoplasmic side of plasma membrane. The transcript is spliced from 13 exons. Bases 5472 to 7037 code for a protein of 521 amino acids. Gene Ontology annotation, molecular function: signaling receptor binding; ATP binding; non-membrane spanning protein tyrosine kinase activity.
AUGUAGGUCAGAGGUGGGAUACUCUUGUUUUUCACUUCCAGUACUACAAAAAAUAAAGUAGAAUAUAAAAGGAGGCUGGGGAUGGGGCAUGUAGCUUGGUGGUAGAGUGCUUGUACAGCAUGUGUAAAGCCCUAUUUCAAACCCCAGUACUGAAGGAAAAAAAAAAUUUAAUGAAUCUACAAGAAUCAGAAAUCCACAGCUACAAUUCCUCAACAACCCUGGGACCAGAAAGCCUAGUUCAGAAGAUUCACACAGCCUGAGAUUUUUUUCUUUGGUAUCGGGGAUUGAAUACAGGGGUGCUUAAUCACUGAAUCAGAUCCCCAGCCCUUUUUAUUUUUGAUUUUGCGACAGGGUCUCAGUAAAUUGCUUAGGGCCUUGCUAAGUUGCUGAGGCUGGACUGGAACUUAUGAUCCUCCUGCCCAAGCCUCCCGAGUUGCUGGGGUCACAGGUGUGCACACAGCCUGAGAUCUUUUGAAUCAAUUAAACAUACCAUGUGUGCAGGGCUGAUGUGUGUGUUGGGCAGGGUGAGCACAUGGCUGAGGGGCUAGAAGGGCAGGCACUGGAAUCCAGCUUCUACUCCACUUUUCAAGAUUAACAUGCCAGGGUUGGGUGGACCUCUAAUAAUGGGCAAAAAGUUCCCUGUGCCUCAUGGGAAGCCAAGAACAUUGUAGACCCUAGUCAGAGAUAGUCUAGAAUCUACACAAUUCUCACUCUUGGCCUUGAGUUCCUGAGUUGGGAGAAGAGAAUGUCCUCCUUCAUUCACUCCAGAAUUCGUCCUCAUUGCCAGCUCUGGGAGCCCUGGGGAUUCCUUAGAUUUCUUUCUUCUUUCUUUCAGACAAUGAGAAAUUUAUAUUAAGCUUUAAUUUUGACUUCUUUUUACUGACCUCAUUAUUAACCUGGUUAGAUCACUUUGGCUACCCAGCAAUUUUUGUCAAACUAAGACCAGAAAGAUGAGACCUACAUUUUUAUAAACAGAUGUAUGUAUCUAUGGCCUCACAGUGACACAGGGACGGGCCCUGCUGUACAUACCUACAUCUAUUAUGCAUCCCUCUGUAUGCACAGACUCAUGCAGAACAUGGAUUUACACACAGAAGCACAACACUCCUAAAUCCUGUGCAGACCUGCAUUCACCAGUGAGGAAAAUGUAGAUCCUGAAACAUGCAUUCUAGGUAGAAGGCAAAUUGUCCAAGAGAAAAGCCUUUGUUAGCACAAUGGUCAAGUCCUGGGUGGGGAGUGGUCCACACCUUCAGACGUGUCUCUCUUCCUCUGUGACCUGUCAGGACACCCCUUCCUCUGUAGGCUGCCCAUGGGAUGAAAAAUAGAGGAAAAUACCUUGAUAGAGAACAUGGGAUCUUGCUGCGUUGCUCGCGACUAAAACACUCAGGGUCACUUCAGGGGGAACUGGGCUUCGUGAAAUAACCACACAUAAGACAGAAAUACCUUUUUCUUUGGGGGUACUGUGACGGUUCCUCUGACCUUAAGGGUCUGAAGAAAGAGAGCCCACACGUGCUGACCCUUUUUAUUGAGAAGACAUUCAAAUGAGGCAAAGGGUCAGGUUUCAAGGGGCUGAGUCAAGCUUCACAAUGUCUGCUGUCAGCAGGUUGGCUGACAUCUAGGAAGGCCACACCCAAGGGCAGAGUAAGAGAAGGGGACACACAAAGGGCGUUUCCAUGGAACAUUCUAUCCCAAACAGGGCAAGGGGAACAGGUAAGCAUAGCUUGACCCAUGGAGCUGCAGGAAAGUGGGCCUACGCAUGAAGACACAUUUGGUGGCAUUAUUUCUACCCUCAAGAUCGGGCUACCGUCUUCAGCAACUUAAGAGUAGCCAGAUCAUUGGGGGGAUGACCCGCAGUGCCUCAACUGAUCAGGAGGGAAAAACACUGGUCACAAGAGGUGACAGCCUCCCACCGGAUCUGAUUUGAGUUUGCUUCUAACAGGAACCCUUAGUGUGUUACUGGGAAAAUCACCUAACCUCUUUGAUCUCCCAACUUCCCCAGCUUUAUUUUUCUUCUUAUUAAUUAUUAUUAUCAUUUCAUCUCUUUAACUUGUUAUUGUUGUUUUGAGGUAGUAGGAAUUGAACUCAGGGCACUCAACCACUGAACUCUGUCACCCAGCCCUUUUUAUCUAUUUUUUUUAUUUUAUUUAAUUAAAAAAAUUUUUUUAUAGUUGUAGAUGGACAGAAUGCCUUUAUUUUAUUGUUAAUUUUUAUAUGGUGUUUAGGAUCGAACCCAGUGCCUCAUGCAUGCUAGGCAAGCGCUUUGCCACUGAGCUACAGCCCCAGCCCUAUUUUUUUAAUUUGAGACAGGUUCUUGCUAAGUUGCUGAGGCUGGUCUUGAACUUACAAUCCUCCUGCCUCAGCCUACUAAGUCACUGGGAUUAUAGGGGUGCACCAGGGCACCUGGAGCCUUACUCCCUCUCUUCUUUAAAACAAGAUUGGCAAAUUACAUGAGUGCUUCCUAAACUCUUCCCUCCCAAGGACUAUUGCCACUUCUUGUCCUACAUUCCCCGACCCAAUGGCUCUCUCAUGGUUUAGAAGUUUUUGCCUACUAACAAGCUUCACUUAGCUACUAAUUUUUUUGUUUUUUGUUUUCUAGUUUAAAAACUUUGUGUGUGUGUGUGUGUGUGUGUGUUUGCUGGAGAUUGAACCCAGAUCCUUGUCCAUGCUCAGCAUGUGUAUAGUUCAAAUUUUAAACAGAGAUUUAACUAAGUAUGCACUGAAAAGAUAAUAAUACAAUUAGUCAAGCCAAGAACUAAUUUCCCUACAGACUCCUCUCUUCCUGGGGAUGUGACCCAGGGUUUUACACAUACUAAAAGGUGUUUGCCACUGAGCCCCACACUGUCCCCAGUCUUAAAGGAUAUUAGAUACUUUCUGGUGGAUCAAGAUUCAGUCCAAGACAUAGAUCCUCCCUGCAUGCUCUCUUGGACUCUCCCUGAGGCUCUGUGGCUUCUCUUCUCUCCCCACCUGACCUCAGCCUGGACCAGGUGGGAUCUCCAUCCUAGAUUCCUUCUGCCCCUUCCACUAGCUUCUCCUCACUUCUAUAACCCAGUUCAUCCCCUCUUCUUUUUUUAUUUUUUUAUUUUUUUUAGUUGUACAUGACACAAUACUUUUAUUUUAUUUAAUUACUUUUUUAUGUGGUGCUAAGGAUAGAAUCCAGUGCCUCACACAUGCAAGGCAACCACUCUAUCACUGAGCUACAACCCCAGCCCUCAUCUACCCCCUCUUUUUUUUCCACCCCCUCUUUUUAACCCCAAACUUUUUCCUGCCUCUUUCCAAAGUCUCCCAAACUGUCAAGCUAAUAAAGGACAUUACUUAUCUAGGCCUGCAGCCCAUCUGAUACUGGUAUUCUCUCCUAGCAUAACCAACCUGUGCUUUUCUGAGGCGUGUUAAAUCACAAACAACAUGUCUAGUCUACCUUACUAGAGAGCUCAGCUCUUGGUAUGUUCCAGGUUUCUAUCAAUCCUUUUUGGGGAGCUUUUACUGCUCAUCACUUCCUGGUUACAAUCAAAUGAGCAUCCUAAAAGCCACACAGUCACAAUGAGUGAACUCUGACCUGGCAGGAUUUCUCAAAUGUCCUCCUGCCCUACUGACAGGAGUCCUUGGGGUAGGAAGAAGAGUGAUUCUGCUACUUUUUUUUUUCUGAAAGUCUUUUGGUUUGACUUAAUAUUCCAUGAGCAUUUUGUGUUUUCCUGCACAAGAGGUCCUUAUUGUUUAACUCAUAUGAAUAAGAUCAAGCAACAUUCAUGUUACAGGAAGAUGUGCACGCCAUGACUUCCGGUAUCUGCAGGAGGCUCUGAGUAUCUCAGUUGGAGAAACAUGAGCCUGAAGCAAAAAGUCCCACUUUCCCACCUUCCAGAGCAGGGGCUGAUGGGGCAGAAUGGGACCUGGUAGAAGUCUUUCCAAAGUCUAUACUAAAAUGACAGUUAUAUAAGAUGACAAGAAAGGGAUGAUGAUCCCCACAUGACAGAAGAGGAAAAGUCAGGCUUCAAAGAAUGAUUUCAGUAAAGUCACAGUGUCACAACCAGUUUUUGAACAUAGGUCUUUCAGACUCCAGGGUCUGUCUUCUGUCUUGCUAACCAGAAACCUCCACGGCUCCCAUCUCCGCUUCUACCUGGUAUAGAUCAGCCACUCUAGCUUUGCUCUACCUCAAAGAGGCUACGUGACUUUUGGCAGGCUUCCCUGGGCCUCACUUCGCUUAUCUCAAAUAAGAGGUUAAAUCCAGGUCUGGUGGCUCUGGCCUGUAAUCCCAGCUCCUUGGGAGGCUGAGGCAGGAGGGUUGCUUGAGCCCAGGGGUUAGACUCUCUCUCCAAUAAAUGAAUAAAUAAAUAAACUCAGAGGCUAAUCUGAUAGUUUCUAAGACCUUUACAGGUGGGAGAAUCUGUGCACUGAUCUUCUGCAUAUUAGUUGACAUUUAUUAAUAAUAACUAGCUCUCAGUGCUGAGUGGCUUUCAGGCAAAUAAAGCACCCUUCAUCAAAGGGGUGGAAGAGGCAGUAGGACUCAUGCAUAAAUCAGUAAUCAUGGAACUCAGUGCCUGAGCACUGAGUAGAAUGAUGCACUGAGACCGUGGUCUGAGUAGAAUGAUCCAGGGGCCUGGGGGGAUAGGAGAACAAAGAACAAUGGAAGGGCUCCACAGAGUAGGUGACUUUUGAGUUGAACCUUGGAGGUGAAGUUCAAGUUCAGCAGGUAGACAGGCUGUGUGUGUGUGUGUGUGUGUGUGUGUGUAGCUAAACAGAUUGAGAAGGUGGAGUUGUUCUUGAUAUUAAACGGUCUUGAAUGCAAGGUAAAUUAUACUUUAUCGGAGGACUAGUGUUUUCCAAGCAGUUCUGAGGAGCAGUCCCUGGGGAAGGAUGUUUUCCAUCCAGUCAUCUUCAGAGGGAGGCUCCCACUCUGACUUGGGCAGACAGCUCUUCUUUUACCUGCUGUGUCUAUGUAGUUCUGCUUGAUUUCAUCUGACAAAAAGUUUCCGCUGCUAAAACAGGCAAACAAACAAAAAAGUUCUGGCCAACAAGGCCGCUGAAGGGUUCUCUGCUGGUGAGAAGAAAAACCCUAUUAGAAGGAACCCUCUGAAGGAGAUUGUGUGGGUGUGGGUAUGGGGGAGGGCAGAGGCCUGAGGGUGACUUUUGGAAGCCAAGUUCUCUCACCAGCUUCCUUAGUUGGGAGGAAAAUUGUGAUUAGGAGAGGGGCAUCAUCUUCUCUGACAGAGGAGAAUCUGAUCAAAAACUUAGGUCUCCCUCAAGGCUUGGUAAAGUGUGUGACCUCUGGGAGGUAGUCCUCCAACUUGGAGACUGGCAGAGGGUGGGGAGGCAGGAAGUGGGUAACUAGACUGACAAAGGUGCUUGUGGCGGUUUGCCCAUCCCAGGUGGGGGGCGGAGCACAGGCGAGGCAUAGGCCUGGUGUCAAUGUACUUGUGGCCUGAGGGCUCUGAGGGGACACCAGUCAGGAACCCUCAUUUCAGCUCUUCUGUGGCUGGUGAAUGGGGGUCCGGCGGCCGUCGACUGUCUCAGGGACCAUGGGCUGUACCUGCAGCUCAAACCCUGAAGAUGACUGGAUGGAAAACAUCGAUGUGUGUGAGAACUGCCAUUAUCCCAUAGUCCCUCUGGAUGGCAAGGGCACGUUGCUCAUGAGGAAUGGCUCUGAAGUACGGGACCCACUUGUCACCUAUGAGGGCUCCAACCCACCAGCCUCUCCACUGCAAGAUAACCUGGUUAUCGCCCUGCACAGCUAUGAGCCCUCUCACGACGGAGACCUGGGCUUCGAGAAGGGUGAACAGCUCCGUAUCCUGGAACAGAGCGGCGAGUGGUGGAAGGCGCAGUCCCUCACCACAGGCCUGGAAGGUUUCAUCCCUUUCAACUUCGUGGCCAAAGCGAACAGUCUGGAACCCGAACCCUGGUUCUUCAAGAACCUAAGCCGCAAGGACGCUGAGCGGCAGCUCCUGGCGCCCGGGAACACGCACGGUUCCUUCCUGAUCCGAGAAAGCGAGAGCACAGCUGGAUCAUUUUCACUGUCGGUCCGGGACUUCGACCAGAAUCAGGGAGAGGUGGUGAAACAUUACAAGAUCCGUAACCUAGACAACGGCGGGUUCUACAUCUCCCCUCGCAUCACUUUUCCCGGAUUGCAUGAACUGGUCCGCCAUUACACCAAUACUUCUGAUGGGCUGUGCACUAGGUUGAGCCGCCCCUGCCAGACCCAGAAGCCCCAGAAGCCGUGGUGGGAGGACGAGUGGGAGGUUCCCAGGGAGACGCUGAAGCUGGUGGAGCGACUGGGGGCCGGCCAGUUCGGGGAGGUGUGGAUGGGGUACUACAACGGGCACACGAAGGUGGCAGUGAAGAGCCUGAAGCAAGGCAGCAUGUCCCCUGACGCCUUCCUCGCUGAGGCCAACCUCAUGAAGCAGCUGCAGCACCCGCGGCUGGUCCGGCUCUACGCGGUGGUCACCCAGGAGCCAAUCUACAUCAUCACCGAAUACAUGGAGAAUGGGAGCCUGGUGGAUUUUCUCAAGACCUCCUCGGGCAUCAAAUUGACCAUCAACAAACUCUUGGACAUGGCAGCCCAAAUUGCAGAGGGCAUGGCAUUCAUUGAAGAGCGGAAUUACAUCCACCGUGACCUGCGAGCUGCAAACAUCCUGGUGUCUGACACCCUGAGCUGCAAGAUUGCAGACUUUGGCCUAGCACGGCUCAUUGAGGACAAUGAGUACACAGCCAGGGAGGGGGCCAAAUUUCCCAUUAAGUGGACAGCACCAGAGGCCAUCAACUACGGGACAUUCACCAUCAAGUCAGAUGUGUGGUCUUUCGGGAUUCUAUUGACGGAAAUUGUUACCCAUGGCCGUAUCCCUUACCCAGGGAUGACCAAUCCUGAGGUGAUUCAGAAUCUGGAACGAGGCUAUCGCAUGGUUAGGCCUGACAACUGUCCAGAGGAGUUGUACCACCUCAUGAUGCUGUGCUGGAAGGAGCAUCCAGAGGACCGACCCACCUUUGACUACCUACGCAGUGUACUGGAGGACUUCUUCACGGCCACAGAGGGCCAGUACCAGCCCCAACCUUGAUAUUGAUAGGCCUACCUGGCUUGAGGCUUUUCCCCAUCUGGCCACGCUGGCUUGGGAAGUUGGGGUUCUUGUGCCACGUUCACAUGACCUAUGCACUUAUGGACUUUAUACAUGAAUCUCACCCACAUGUGACACAUGUGUAUUGUGUGUCAUAUGCAUAUCCCAUAGUUGUGUGGGUUCUACAUAUGUCUUGUACAUGUAUAAUCUGUGCACAUAUGUUUUGGAGACGAUGAUCUAAAGGUCUCUUUCUAGACACUCCCAUUUUCUGAGACCACAGAGGGGGAAAAGAAGCUUAUGAUUGACACCUGCUUCUGUCUACCUCUUUUCUUUCUCUGGUCCAGAAGUUCCUUGCAGCCUGGGACCUUAUCUGAUACCUUUUGUACUCCUCCUCAGGGCCUGGCACACAUCAGGAGCUCAAUAAAUCUCAGUUGAUGAAGGUUGUA